Cololabis saira (Pacific saury) is the source of this 1599-nucleotide messenger RNA. Its product is annotated as MAPK regulated corepressor interacting protein 2-like. Bases 382 to 819 code for a protein of 145 amino acids. The transcript is spliced from 5 exons. Lineage: Eukaryota; Metazoa; Chordata; Actinopteri; Beloniformes; Belonidae. The record is from RefSeq and is a predicted model, not a curated record.
GUUUCCACGCUGUGUGACAUUGUGAAGGAGCAGGACACCUGAGCACCAAAGUGACUCGGGAUAUACGUGUCUGUGGGGGACGGGACGUGGUAACGCAGGUAAAGCAGGUAAAGCACACCGGCGUGGAUGCCUCACGACUGCUGGAUCCCCAAAAACGCUGCGCCCGGUGCCGUUUCGUGAGGUUAUAAAACGGUGCGGCCACUCUUAUGUCAGCUGAGUCUGCACUCCUGUGAGUGAAACUAAACCAGCUGACGCAUCUUUCUCCACACGGACACAUUUUUUUUUUGCAUGGAUGAAUCUGUUGACAUAACGGCGUCUUAACAAGUUCCUCACGGUGCCAAACUCGUAGUACAGGUGUCCAGGUGGAUUUCCCUGCGCAUCAUGUACACAAUCACCAGAGGUCCAAGCAAACUGGUGACACAGCGGCGGACAGGUCCCACUCAACAGCUGGACAGUAAAAUAAAUGACUUUAAGCACAAACAGACGUCCUGGAAUAUGCCUGACCUUCCUGCACCCAAGAUAGUUUUCAACCGUCCAAAUGGAAAGAAGUACCAUAACCCCGCUCUAACUCCCCCUUCAGAUGGUCCACAUGAGGAGAGUUUCUCUCCAGCACAUGAGGAAAACGUGAAGUUUGUCUCGGAGGCCUGGCAGGAGGUGAUUCAGCCGGAGGGAGGGAUGGGUCAAGGACUGGAGGUGUCCCAGAGAGCAGUUCACUACAAAGAGACCACUCCCACACAACGCGUCGAUGGCUUUGUACCCAUAGAUCUGGAUGAAUGGUGGGCCAAGCGCUUCCUCGCCAACAUAGACAAGCUCUCCUGACACUCUGAAGGGGAUUAGAUGCUCUUGGCCAGUCAUGAGGUGAAACAUGAAGUAGGAUGGCUCAAAGAAAGAAAGAAGCAGCCCCGGCACCAAGUGUGAUGGCUCCACGUACCCUGAUGUGGCUUAAACAGACUGACGGCGCUGGGACGCUGACUGCAAAAGCUAACAAGAAUCACUUCACUUGAACUCUUGCCUUAACACUGCACUUCGAUCAAGUCUGAAUACUCAGACUGACUGCAAGCAGGAUGACGACUUGAAGCUGAGGUUUAUCAUGUUUUGACCCUCAUAGAAGAAAUGUUACUUGACAUGCAGUAAAAUGUAUUUUAAACAAGUUCAGUUUACCUCUUUAUUAAACUGACACCAGGAUGAAUCCAUGUCUUUUCACUUAAAUAAGAGUUUAAGUAUAUUUACCAUUACUGGUAUGCAGGGUUGAGUAUUGACAGCUGUACACCACAUUCUUAAACAUUUCUGUUUUUAUGUACCCAAAACAAAUCAAAAAGGGGAAAACUACAGUGUAGUUUUAGCAGUUGAUGUUUUGCAUAUCCAACAAAAAAAAAUGUCUGUCUAUGAUGUCCAUCACUUAAUCUGUUUAUUUUAACCGUAACAGAGUUUGAGAACAAUGUAUACAUUAUAAUGUUCAGGCAUUACUGGGACAUGAAAGACUAAAUUAACCAUGGCCUCUGUUUUCUGGAGAUAGCUCUUCUGAUUCAUUACUAGAACAGAAACUUACAAAAUUGUACCAAACACAGAACAUAAAAAUACAAGGCUGUAAAUGGAGAA